This is a messenger RNA of Melanotaenia boesemani (Boeseman's rainbowfish), 1524 nucleotides long. It is a transcript of the gene arpc2, whose product is annotated as actin related protein 2/3 complex, subunit 2. Gene Ontology annotation, molecular function: actin filament binding; structural constituent of cytoskeleton. Gene Ontology annotation, cellular component: actin cytoskeleton; Arp2/3 protein complex. Lineage: Eukaryota; Metazoa; Chordata; Actinopteri; Atheriniformes; Melanotaeniidae. The transcript has 10 exons. Gene Ontology annotation, biological process: Arp2/3 complex-mediated actin nucleation; actin filament polymerization. The coding region runs from base 149 to 1048 and encodes 299 amino acids. The record is from RefSeq and is a predicted model, not a curated record.
UACGCGGAAGCCACAGGCGGAAGAGCUUCGACGGAAGCGGUCUGGUCUGUCAAGGGAGGAAAAUUUAGCAGGAUUUGAUACAAAGAGGUUCAUUCCACCAAAUUGCACCACUCUUUCCCCCUCUUCCUCGACUUCGGCGUCCGCUGCGAUGAUCCUGUUAGAAAUCAAUAACCGCAUCAUAGAAGAGACGCUGACGCUUAAGUUCGACGGCGCAUCCAACGGAACCAAACCAGAAGCUGUCGAUGUGACAUUUGCAGAUUUCGAUGGCGUCUUGUACCACAUCUCCAACCCUAACGGGGACAAGACCAAAGUGAUGGUUAGCAUCUCCCUGAAGUUCUACAAGGAGCUGCAGGAGCAUGGAGCUGAUGAGCUACUGAAGAGGGUCUAUGGGAAUUUCCUGGUUUCACCAGAGUCUGGCUACAACGUGUCCCUCCUCUAUGACCUGGAUGCUCUACCAACCAAUAAAGAUGAGGUUGUCCACCAGGCAGGGAUGCUUAAGAGGAACUGCUUCGCCUCAGUGUUUGAAAAGUACUUCAAGUUCCAGGAAGAGGGAAAAGAGGGCGAGAAGAGGGCUGUGGUUCACUACAGAGAUGAUGAGUCGAUGUAUUUAGAGGCCAAGAAAGACAGAGUGACAGUGGUCUUCAGCACAGUGUUCAAAGACGACGAUGAUGUCAUCAUUGGCAAAGUCUUCAUGCAGGAGUUUAAAGAGGGUCGGAGAGCCAGUCACACAGCUCCCCAGGUGCUCUUCAGCCACAGGGAGCCUCCUCUGGAGCUGAAGGACACAGAUGCUGCUGUCGGAGACAACAUUGGAUACAUCACCUUUGUCCUGUUCCCACGUCACACCAAUGCCAAUGCCAGAGACAACACCAUCAACCUCAUCCACACCUUCAGGGACUACCUGCACUAUCACAUAAAGUGCUCAAAGGCUUACAUUCAUACGCGUAUGAGGGCCAAGACGUCAGAUUUCCUCAAGGUGCUGAACCGCGCCCGACCCGACGCAGAGAAGAAGGAGAUGAAGACCAUUUCUGGAAAGACCUUCUCCCGUUGAGACUGACCUCCACUCGAGAAAUCAAAAUCCCCAGUGGACGCGCCAAAAAGCGCCACAGCGAGACUCAACUCCACAUCGGACAGGACUCCAGGACGCCUUUAAAUGCCCCGCCCAGCCUCCCAAAAGAAUAUGUCCAGUCUCUUCUCUUUUUUUUUUUCUUUUUUAUUAUUAUUUGGAUGAGUAAUAAUGUCGGCUCUACAUAGAGUAAAGGCUUAAGAUAAAUGGAAAAAAGGGCAUUCCUUGCUUUGCAUAGUUAAAGAGAAUUAUUAGUCCUAUAUAAAUAUAUAUAUGAACAAAUUGAAUGAAAUUUUUGAUACGAUAUUUUACUCCAUUUGGUACUCUUGCUUGCCCCUCAGCCCUCACCAUGUAAUAUCCAUUUAUUGGAUGAUUUCAAUCUUCCCCCAUCCCUUCUUUUCGUGCUUUCAUGUUGUCUGUACCAUGGUCAUUUGAAAAAUAAAUCACUCUUUAAAAAAGUG